GGUUGGCAUUUCUGAUUAUAACAGAAAAAAUUCAAACUAGAGAAGAGGAAGACGGUUAAAAAGUUGUUUAGUUGUGGAAGACCUGAAAAAUGAGUGAAAAGAAGCAGUUACAGCCGAUUAAGGUGUUUGUAAGGCCUAGGCCUCUGAUGCCAAGGGAUGAUAAACUGAAAGUAUCAAAGGUAAUCCGGCAUACAGAGGCACGAGAAUUGGUUAUUAAAAGUGGACCAAUUGAUAAAAAAUACAACUUUGAUCACGUUUUCAACGAGAAUGCUUCACAAAAGGAGGUUUACGAGGCUGUUGUGGUCCCCUUCAUUAGUAGCAUUCCUGAAGGUUACACCUGUACUAUUUUUGCCUAUGGACAAUCAGGCACUGGGAAGACACACACGUUUUUUGGGGAGCAUGAAGUGGACAUUGAUUCCGACUUCGAAAACGAUGUGUCAAUUGGGCUAAUUCUGCGCGCUGCUCUGCAACUUUUUUCCGAAUUGGGUAAACUAAAUGCAAGAACUGAUUACACAGUGAGAUUUUCUUUUAUCGAAAUCGUCAACGAAGAAGUUCGUGAUUUACUUGAUGACAGUAAUCAUUUGAGAGUUUAUGAUGACCCAUUGAAGAAAGGUUCAGUUUGCUUGAAGAAUAUGACAAAGUGUACGGUUUUUAAUGUUCAUGACGUAAAUGAUUGUAUUAUUGCUGGUAACAAGUUAGUAUCGAAGAACUCAAAUGGUGGAAGUUCUCACGUUAUAAUCACCUUCACGGUGGACACCAGAGAAAGAUUCUCUAAUGGCACAGAGUGUAUAAAAACCGGUCGUUUAAAUUUCGUUGAGUUAGCCGGUAGUCAGAAUAUGACACGCUCUACACAACAAAGAGCCAAGGAUUUUGCUUUGACCAAUAAGUCGCUAAUUACAUUUGGAAACGUCAUUAAAGCUAUAGAGCAAAAGCUACAAUACGUUCCGUAUCGCGAAUCAAAAUUAACUCGAAUUCUGCAAGAUAGUAUCGGCGGUAACGCCAAAACUUGUAUGAUUGCAACAUUUUCAUCCAGCAGUCUUCAUAUUGACGAAACCGUUAACACUUUAGAAUUUGCAAAAAUCGCAAAAUGUGUUGUUAACUGUCCCCAAAUUAACGUCUGCCGCAAACAAACAGACCUGUCACGAGAACUGCAAGACGAAGUCGAACGAUUGAGAAAAUUAGUGACUGCUGCAAGAGAAAGCCAAGGCUUCUACGUCAGUGCAGAAAACUACAACAAAAUGACACAAGAACAAAAGGAUAAUGAUGCUAAAAUAAUCCAACUACUGCGUCAAAUUCGCGAAUUGGAAGAGCACAAAAGAACACUCCAAAUUCAAAAUGACAACAAAAACGAUUCGUUUCUCAAAACUAAACUAUUCGUCGAAGAUGCGGAAAAGCAGUUAAAAGCCAAACAGAACGAAACAAAACAGAGUGAAUCGCGCUUGAACGCUUUAGCGGCGCGAAAUGAAGAAAUGAUUCGCAAUGCAAACCGAGCCCUUGAUCUUUGCGAAAAGAGACUUAAAGAAGAAGCAAUUUAUUACCGAAAGUAUCAAGAGAAGUGUGAAGCUAAUAAAACCAACACUACCUUGGUGAAGGAAAUCAAUCAAACCACGAGCAGUGGUAUGAAAGAUAUCCAACAAGCGACCUACGCUUAUGUUAAUCAACAAAAGAAUCGUUUUAAAUAUAUAGCUGAAAAACAACGAAUUGUUCGACAAUCCUUCAUGGAUCUGGCGUCCACUAUUGGAACUUUUAAACAAUUAGAUGCCCAAGAAAGUGUCAAAAACGAAUCCGAUGAUGUAACAGAGUUAAUAAUCAAAAACAUCCAUGACAACACUGCAGAGAAAUUAAAAUCUCAAAAGGAGCUCAAAGAUGUGGUGGAUGAGGAAAAGAAGCGCUUUGCUGAAAUCAAUGAAAAGGUUAAACAGAUGGCAGAAGAAACUGUUGAGGAGCUCAUACGCCUCCAAAGAGAGCAAGGAGGCGGUUUUGAACCUAUAUUGAAUUUCCUUAAUAAAAUUUUGCGUAAUUUGGACGCUCGAGAAGCUACAAUAAAGAAGCAGAGUAGUGACGUACAACGUGUACUUGAUUUUGCGACUAAGCACAUAGCCCGUGAUAAAGCUGAAAAGGAGUUGCUCCAAAAGGAAGCUUCAGAGCUAGAAGAUGCUAUGAAAUUCAUAGAGACACAGCUUGCAAACAAAAAGGAUAUUAACGAAUUUGCUCUAAAGCAACAACUGAUGCGUAUUCCCGAAAAAACGCAGCAUGUUGUCAACGAUCUUAAAGUUGAUCAUGUGACUGAAGUAUUCUCCACUAAGGAAAAGGAGUUUGAAUCUGAUGCUUCCAAUCAGCAGGAAUUCGUCGAUCAAUGUGUUGACAAAUUUUUGCAAGGUUUAAAACCAAAUUUAGUUGAGUACAAUAAGCAUAUUGAUGAAACUUUCUCUAAGGUGAAAACAGUCGCUGAAACUGUUAAGACCUCCGUUCUGGAGAAGACUUACAAUGACAGCCUUUCGCUUGAAGAAAUAAUUAAUGCCGCAAAAGAAGAGAGUGAUGACUAUGCGUUUAAAUCUAUGAACAUUGUUAAGCAAACGUUAAAUAAACUGGAAUCGUGCAGCAACGAUAUUUGCUUGACUGGACACGUGGGAGAUACUCCUGUCAAGACCUCUCACGGUCACUUUGAUCCUGAGAAUAGUGAAAAUAUUCCUCCACCGAAAGGGAAUCUGUUUCAGAAUAAGGAUGAUCCAUUGCACUGAAGUUUUUUCUAAAUGUUUUUUUGUUGUUUUGUUUCACUUUUUUAGUUUGGAAUUUUAGAUGUAGUUUGUUCUGUUCAGUUAUUUUGAAAUAAACCAUUUUGCAUUAA
This is a messenger RNA of Tribolium castaneum (red flour beetle), 2848 nucleotides long. Its product is annotated as kinesin 5C. The record is from RefSeq and is a predicted model, not a curated record. Bases 90 to 2741 code for a protein of 883 amino acids. Gene Ontology annotation, biological process: mitotic spindle assembly; spindle elongation; microtubule-based movement. The transcript is spliced from 7 exons. Gene Ontology annotation, cellular component: spindle microtubule; mitotic spindle; nucleus. Gene Ontology annotation, molecular function: microtubule binding; ATP binding; plus-end-directed microtubule motor activity. Lineage: Eukaryota; Metazoa; Arthropoda; Insecta; Coleoptera; Tenebrionidae.